Brassica rapa (field mustard) is the source of this 2768-nucleotide messenger RNA. RefSeq names its product PRA1 family protein H. The record is from RefSeq and is a predicted model, not a curated record. Gene Ontology annotation, cellular component: endoplasmic reticulum; Golgi apparatus. NCBI's taxonomy places the organism in Eukaryota, Viridiplantae, Streptophyta, Magnoliopsida, Brassicales, Brassicaceae. Gene Ontology annotation, biological process: vesicle-mediated transport.
AUGUAUUUUAGAGAAGCAAAUCAUUUGUUGCAUAAAACAAAACUGUAGGAGCUAAUUAACAAGAUUUUAUCAAAGAGCACUACUUCAGCAAUUGCGAAGAAGUUAUGGACUAAUAUAUGUAAAAGACAAAAUAAAUGUUUUGUGAACACCGAGGAGACGACGGAACAAGAUAAUCGUGACGACGACCACAACUAACAACAAAUGGCCUUCUCUCCCAACCCUCUCUCCCUAAGCGUUCCCGAUCCUGCUUUCGAAUCUUGGCUCCGUGACUCCGGCUACCUCGACCUCCUCGAUCACCGCACCUCCGCCGCAGCAGCAGCAGCCGCCGUCCCCGCCUCCUCCUCAUCCUCCUCAGCUGCCGCCGCACCUUCUUCCGCCUCCGACGACGUCGUCUCCUCCAUUACCGGCGGCUUCUUCGCCUCUCUUUUGUCUCUUCUGACUAUCAACCCCUUCUCCAAGCUAUCCGCCGACGACUUCUCAGGCGAUACGCCUCCGUGGACCACCGGUUUCUUCGGGGCGUGCGACUCCUACUCGUUCCCGGCGUCUUCUCAGCAGGCGAGGAUGAGGGUUCAUGAGAACAUCAAGAGAUUCGCUAGGAAUUACGCAACGUUGUUCAUCGUCUUCUUCGCUUGCGCAUUGUAUCAGAUGCCACUUGCAUUGGUGGGGUUGUUAGCAAGUUUAGCACUUUGGGAGCUGUUCAAGUACUGCAGUGACAGAUGGGAGUUUGAUCGUCACCCUUCUGCUCGGAAGCUCGUUAUUGGUAUUGGACAGUGCGCGACUGCGGUACUUCUGACGUUUUUGAAUGUCCAAAUGGCUCUUUUCUCUGCUCUUGCGGUCAGUUAUUCAGUUAUGCUAUUACACGCCGGGUUCAGGAAGCUCACUCCCUCCAAGAAACCUUCUCGAGGAAGAUAAAGACUGCAUCAAGACAGUAAUUUUGGAUUUGGCUAUGAGAUUCAUUAGCAGUUUUGGUAGCUCAGACAAACAACAACCACAACAGCAGCAAAGCUAGAUGGUAGAUUAAGAAAGUGUGAAUUGUUAGACAUCAUCUCAAAUCACAAUUUGUAAUAAGUAAAAGAGAAAGUCUAUGAUGAAUGGUGAGAAUAUAGACUACUUGAGUAGAUGAUAUACAAUUGUUUUAUUACCCCCAUCACUAGUAGGAUUUCUCACGACAACUUGCUUUCUACUUGCAUCUCCGCGGUAUCUAACAUAAAUUGAUAUUGAUGUAUGUUAUAACAUCAUCUACGUUUAUAUUUUCAUCCUGCUAACCAACGGCGGAUCCAGACCAAAUAUUUGACGGGAGCCUAUAAUUAAUAAUAUAUUUAUUUAAUUUAUAAAGUAUAAAGUAAUAAUCUAUUGAAAAUAUUGAAAGCUACUAAUCAUAACAAUAAUCAUCUACAGAAUGUGAAAAUAAUUAACGUUAAGUUUUUCAACUCAGGAUUUUUUUUAUAAAAUAACUUUAAAAGUUCUUAAACUUCUUUGCAAAUGUUAUUAAUCACAAUAAUUCUAUUACACUUGAAAAUAAGUAGAAAAUAUUCUUCAAGUGUACAUAUAUAUAAAAAUAUAUCAAUAUCAUACAUAACUUGUUUUUUCAUCAUAUCAUACAAACUAAACUCUAAAAUAUGAAAUAAAAAUGAAUAGAUCAUUUAUUAUUUUAAAUGGUUGGUUUUAUUUACGAACAAUUGUGAAUGUUUAAUAUUAAAAAAGUACUUAAGAUGUGGAUAAAAAAGUAUUUAAAUGUGGUGUAAGCACUUGCAAUCGAAAUAAAUAUAUAAAAAAUAAUAGAAAACUAUGAAAACAAAAAUACAAAGGAUGAAGUAGGGAAAAUGCUAUAGUUAUAACUGUAAAGAAAGAUACGAUAAGAGUAGACGUGUCAAACAUCAAAUAAAUUGUACAUUGAGAGGGAAAUAAAAACAAGAUUAGACAUGCCAAACAAAAUAAUAAAGAGAAAAUUACACUUAGAGACAUUUUUUUACUUAUCAAUUACAUGGAGUCAUUUCCCACAUAAGACACACUUUCAUCUUAUUCUUUGUCUAUUAUACCUUCCAACUUAACUUUCUAAAGCUAACUUAUAUAUUUCAACUAAACAAUGUACCUGACUGACUUCUAACUUUUUUGACAGAUUUAUGGGUUUUUCGUUUUAUUACAGAUUUAUCUGAAAAAAAAUUCUUAAAAGACACGAACCAACUAUUGUAUUUCUCUAUAUAAUUAUAAAUUGUUCUUCUUUCAUUAAUUGUCUUCAUCUGUAUCUCUUUUUUUCGGUCAAAUCAUCUGUAUCUCUUCUUAUAAUUAUAAAUUGUUCUUCUUUCAUCAAUCGUCUUCAUAUCAUUUUCUUUCUAAAAAUCAAAUCAAACUCAGAGAAAAAAAAUCAAUAGCUUUCCAACGCCUCCUCUCUCUCCACUAGAUCUCUCUACGGCGGCCUUUCUCACCGUCACGUCAACCGUCAAUCCUCCUUCACUGUUCAUCACUCUGUCAAAUCUAAGUCCGUUAACCUCGUCAUGGCAGUUCACACGGCGGAGCCAUCCAGAAACACCGUUUCACUCAAAGACUCUGUUUCUUCUCAUGGUGCAUUGAAAUGGAUGUCGGAGAGCUGGAAAUUGAAAAAGAACUCGUCCACAAGAAGUUGCCCACGAAACUUUUUGUAGGAUUAAUAACCUUGUAUAUACUUCUUUCUGUUUUAAAUCAGAGACAAGACAGCGAACUAUAUGAUUGGAAAAAGUUGUAAAAACAAGUCUUAUUGCACAUUGUCUUUCAACAAUCUUUAUUCAAGA